Messenger RNA from Miscanthus lutarioriparius, 2907 nucleotides. NCBI's taxonomy places the organism in Eukaryota, Viridiplantae, Streptophyta, Magnoliopsida, Poales, Poaceae. The record is from the annotation of a GenBank genome assembly.
AUGGGGGGCAAGUACUCCGGGGCGAGGACGAAGAGGAGGUGGAGGGGGCUGGCAGCCGCCGCGUGGGUGCUAAUCGCGGUGGUCGGCGCCGCGGUGAUGCACUGGACCCAGCGCCGGCAGAGCAUGGACCGCGCCGAGGAGCGCCUCGUCAGCAUGUGCGAGGAGAGGGCCAGGAUGCUGCAGGAGCAGUUCGGGGUCACCGUCAACCACGUCCACGCGAUCGCCAUUCUCAUCGCCACCUUCAACUACGAGAAGUCCCCUCCAGCCAUCGACGCGGACACUUUUGCAAAAUACACGGCAAGGACAUCAUUUGAGCGACCCCUGCUGAAUGGGGUGGCAUACGCACAGCGUGUCUUCCAUCAUGAGAGGGAAAUGUUUGAAAGCCAACAGGGAUGGAUUAUGAAUACGAUGCAGCGGGAGCCUGCACCUCCCCGGGAUGAAUACGCCCCAGUGAUUUUCUCUCAGGAUACAGUUUCCUACCUUGCACGCAUUGACAUGAUGUCUGGGGAGGAGGACCAAGAAAACAUUUUGCGGGCCAGGACUACUGGCAAAGCUGUGUUAACAAACCCAUUUCGUUUGCUUGGAUCAAACCACUUGGGAGUAGUUCUCACUUUUGCUGUGUACCGCCCUGAUCUCCCUGCUGAUGCAUCAGUUGAGCAACGUGUGGAAGCAACUAUUGGAUAUCUUGGUGGAGGAUUUGAUGUGGAGUCACUUGUGGAGAAUUUGCUGAGCAAACUUGCUGGCAAUCAGGAUAUUGUGGUGAAUGUCUAUGAUGUCACAAAUGCUUCAGAGCCUAUGGCUUUGUAUGGACCUUCAAUUUUGGAUGAACAAGUGCCUCAUGUUAGCAUGUUGGAUUUUGGAGAUCCAUUUAGGAGGCAUGAAAUGAGGUGCAGGUAUAGACAAAAGCCUCCUAUACCUUGGUCUGUUAUAACCAAUCCUUUGGGCUUAUUUGUCAUAUGGAUGCUUCUGGGGUAUAGCAUUGCCGCUGCAUAUUCUAGAUAUGACAAAGUUACAGAAGAUUGUAGAAAGAUGGAAGAGCUGAAAACUCAGGCAGAAGCUGCUGAUGUUGCAAAGUCUCAGUUCCUGGCAACUGUGUCACAUGAGAUCAGAACACCUAUGAAUGGUGUCCUUGGAAUGCUGGAUAUGCUUUUAGGAACAGAUCUAACUAUGACACAGAAAGAUUAUGCUCAAACUGCUCAAAUGUGUGGCAGAGCAUUGAUAACACUGAUAAAUGAUGUCCUUGAUCGAGCAAAGAUUGAAGCUGGAAAGUUAGAGCUUGAAGCGGUGCCUUUUGACCUGCGUUCUCUCAUGGAUGAUGUUAUUUCCUUGUUUUCUUCAAAGUCACGGGAGAAGUGCAUUGAGCUUGCAGUAUUUGUAUGCGAUGAUGUUCCGAAGGUUGUUCUUGGAGAUCCUUGGAGGUUUCGACAGAUACUGACAAAUUUGGUUGGCAAUGCAGUCAAAUUCACAGAACGAGGUCAUGUAUUUGUGCGGGUCUGUUUGGCUGAGAACUCAAAUAUGGAAGCCAAUCAGGUCAUACAUGGAGCCAUGAAUGGGAAAGAUGGUAAAGUUGAAUCAACAACUAAUGGCGCCUUCAAUACUUUGAGUGGGUUUGAAGCGGCAGACAGACGGAAUAGUUGGCAAUAUUUUAAGCUGCUCCUCUCUAAUAAGGAGUCGCUUUUGGAUGAUCUUGAGGGCGAAAAUUCUAAUCAAAGUGAUUCAGACCAUGUCACACUAGCGAUAAGUAUUGAGGACACAGGUGUUGGGAUACCAUUGCAAGCACAGGAUCGUGUGUUUACACCUUUUAUGCAGGCUGAUAGUUCAACUUCAAGGAAUUAUGGUGGUACUGGCAUUGGUUUAAGCAUCAGCAAGUGUCUAGCUGAACUUAUGGGUGGGCAGAUAAGCUUCACCAGCCGUCCUUUUGUUGGAAGCACAUUCACAUUCUCAGCCACACUGAAGCGCUCAUACAAAGAUAUUUCAGUUGAUUCAAGUAGGAGCUUGUCAGAGGCACUACCAACUGCUUUUAAGGGAAUGAAGGCCAUCUUGAUAGAUGGGAGACCUGUACGUAGUGCUGUUACAAGAUAUCACCUCAAGAGGUUGGGAAUAAUUGUUCAAGUUGUGAACAAUAUGAGUGCAGUAGUAAAAGCUUUCCCUGGAAAAAAUGGAGCGACCGUUUCUAGGGAAAAGGCAACCAUGCUUUUUAUUGAGAGUGACUUCUGGAGGCCUGAAACAGAUGUUCAGUUAUUGAACCAUCUACGCGAGCACAAGAAUGGUCUGUUGUCUGAUGCGCCUAAGGUAGUUCUUUUGGUCACCUCUGAAGCUGACAAGGACAAUUAUGGAUCUAUAUUUGAUAUUGUGAUGUGUAAGCCUAUAAGGGCAAGCACAAUUGCUUCAUCUAUUCAACAACUGCUCAAAGUAGAGAUGCCUGAAAGAAAAGAAAAUCAAAAUCGGCCGUCAUUUCUUCGUAGCUUGCUGGUUGGGAAGAACAUAUUGGUCGUAGAUGAUAAUAAAGUCAAUCUCAGAGUUGCUGCAGCUGCACUCAAGAAGUACGGUGCUAAUGUUAGCUGUGUUGAAAGUGGCAAGGAUGCUAUCAGUCUACUUCAACCCCCACAUUCCUUUGAUGCAUGUUUUAUGGAUGUUCAGAUGCCAGAGAUGGAUGGGUUUGAGGCAACCAAACAAAUAAGGCAAAUGGAGAUGAAAGCUAAUGAGGAAAGCGCUUUGAGUGAAGGCUCGACGUUUGUUGAGUACCAUUUGCCUGUUCUGGCAAUGACAGCCGAUGUUAUCCAGGCAACUUAUGAAGAGUGUAUAAAAUCGGGAAUGGAUGGAUAUGUAUCUAAACCCUUUGACGAGGAGCAGCUAUACCAAGCAGUCUCCAGAUUAGUAGUAGGAACGACGGAUUCAGCUGUUUAA